UUCAAGUGCCCCUCCAAUUGUAUAAUAAUAUGUGGUAUAUCCUCCCAUAUUCCGAACACAUUGAAAAAUCUUUUCAAGUGAACAUAUUUCAUGGUUUUCCUGUAAUGCAUUAAAUUAAGGACGGUGUUAUCCACACACACCUUUUUAUCUCGCACAUACAUUGCUCAACUUUCGGUCAUCGGAUCAAAUGAAUUGAAAGUUGAUCAAAGGAUAGAAAUUAGCAAGAGGUGUGUGAGAGGUCAAAAUGAAUGUGUGGAUAGCACCAUCCUCAAUUAAAGUGACAAAAAUGAAGAUCAAAAGUACAAUUUUAUUGUAAUUGAGUGGAUAUAUAUAAGUCUCUGGCUGCAAUGAAAUUAGAUUCAUCAGAGAGUAGUGUAAGAGUGUAAAGGAUCACGAGGAGAGAUGGGUGGCUUUCCAUGGACUAAGGAAGAGGAUCAAUUGCUCAGGAAAUGCAUAGAGCAGCAUGGAGAAGGCAAAUGGCAUCGUCUUCCUCUCUUGGCUGGUCUAAACAGGUGCCGAAAGAGCUGUAGGCUGAGGUGGUUAAACUACCUCCGCCCAAACAUCAAAAGAGGAAACUUUGAAGAAGAGGAAGUCGAUCUCAUCAUCAAGCUCCACAGGCUCCUGGGAAACAGGUGGUCAUCGGUUGCAGCUAGACUUCCGGGAAGGACCGGUAACGAUGUGAAGAACUACUGGAAUUGUCACUUGAGCAAAAGGCUAAACGCUCAACAAGAUCAUCAAAGUGAAUAUCAUAUUAAUAACAAGCAUGAUGCAGUAAGGAACAUUAAUAAUGGUGUAAAAGUCAUAAGAUCCCAAGCUUCAAACUCUGCAGGUACAAGCAGCUCAAAGAGGCCGUCAUAUGCACCAACUCCUCAUCAACCAGUUAUUGUAUUUGUACAAGACGAAGGUAGCAGCACAGGGCCAAUGCCAAAGCUAUGCAAUUUUAAUGGAAAUGGUCAGAAUAAUAAUCAGAUAUUUGAGAAUAAUAAUAGUACUGGUAUUAAUGCGAGUCACCAUCCAAUGGAUGAUGACCUUCCACCAUUUGAUCAACAAGUUAAAGAAUAUCAUCAAGGUAGCGAUGAUGGUGAUCAGGUCAACAGAAAAUGGGAGUGGGACGACUCCAUCUUCGCCGACAUGGACCUCUGGACUGAUUAAUUUAGGAACUUAUUAUGAGAGGGAUUUGCUUAACUAUUAAUUAGGUGUUCGUCAUUAUUAGUAUGAUAUAAUUUUAAUUUAUGCAUCAACAUGUACCACCGAAUGUUAAUGAAAUUAAGAGGUGAUGUGAAUAAUGACCCAUAUAGGGAAACAUUUGUCCUUUCAGUUCAACUUAAAUUAACCUAAGAAAUAUUCUAUCAAGAGACAGAGAUUAGUUUGAUUUAAAUCAAUAAACAUGAGAAAAUGGAAUUUCUUGU
Pyrus x bretschneideri (Chinese white pear) is the source of this 1409-nucleotide messenger RNA. Its product is annotated as transcription factor MYB1. The record is from RefSeq and is a predicted model, not a curated record. Bases 403 to 1152 code for a protein of 249 amino acids. The transcript has 3 exons. NCBI's taxonomy places the organism in Eukaryota, Viridiplantae, Streptophyta, Magnoliopsida, Rosales, Rosaceae.